Molecule: messenger RNA, 180 nt
Organism: Opisthorchis viverrini
Lineage: Eukaryota; Metazoa; Platyhelminthes; Trematoda; Opisthorchiida; Opisthorchiidae
Exons: 1
Coding region: 1-180 (59 amino acids)
Source: RefSeq, a predicted model, not a curated record
AUGUCCAUUCAACACGAUCUUGUUACCUCAACAAAGUGCCAACGGACCGCUAACAAACUUGUCCAUCGCACUCUUGGGUCAACAGAAGGAACUGUGCUAGAGACUCCUGUGGGUUUCUUUACAAGACCAGGCUCAGAGGCUGGCUACCAGAACAAUAAGGAGGGUCACGAAGCUUAUUAA